Phalaenopsis equestris is the source of this 839-nucleotide messenger RNA. Its product is annotated as lactoylglutathione lyase. NCBI's taxonomy places the organism in Eukaryota, Viridiplantae, Streptophyta, Magnoliopsida, Asparagales, Orchidaceae. The transcript is spliced from 5 exons. The record is from RefSeq and is a predicted model, not a curated record. Bases 92 to 688 code for a protein of 198 amino acids.
AAGGCCCUUACUGAUGCUAGUAUUACCACAGUCAAAAGUGAGUCCAAUCUCUUCGCGUUGAAGGCGAAGGAGAGGCUCUCUGCGAAGCCAGAUGAUGGCGAUUCGAUGCAUCGCCUUCCCGUUAUCUCCCAAUCCGACUUGCCAGAGAGUUCCUGUAUCUAGAUUCAAAGCCUCUGUUCCAACCAUCAAGCAUUGCUGUAUUGCCGGAGAAGGGAUGAAUCGAAGAGCGCAGUUGCUAAUGAAGGUCAAGGUGUCAGCGGAGCGUGAGCUUCUGGUGGGGGAAGCCGAGUCUGCUGUCAGCGACGAGGAUGUCGGUUUUCUCAGCAUUCAUCAUGUUGGGAUUCUAUGCGAGAACCUUGAAAAAUCCCUUGAUUUCUACCAAAAUAUUCUUGGACUUAAAAUUAAUGAUGCAAGGCCGCAUGGUAAGCUUCCAUUUAGAGGAGCUUGGUUGUGGAUUGGUGAUGAAAUGAUUCAUUUGAUGGAGCUUCCAAAUCCUGAUCCUUUGACCGGACGCCCUGAGCAUGGUGGCCGAGAUCGCCAUUCAUGUAUUGCAAUUAGAAAUGUUUGCAAGCUCAAAGAAAAAUUUGAUAAAACAGGAAUCAAAUAUACCUUCAGUAAGUCUGGAAGGCCCGCUAUUUUUACCCGUGAUCCAGAUGGAAACGCUUUGGAGUUCACCCAAAUAGAAUGAAUAGGUACUCCUGUUAAUAAAGAAACUUACAAGAUGAAAGAACCACUCAAUAAGCCAAGUAAACUUCACUUACAAAACUAAUAGUUGAUGUUUGUAUUACUCAUUUUUAAAUAAUCAAAAUAUAUUUCUACGUCUCUACGUUGCAAAUCUU